AUGCCGCAGAAACCGAGAGGCGACACCGAGCAGAGCGGUAAACGCCAUUCAAUCGGCAAGAGAAAGCUUUCCGAUCAAGGGGAGCAAUCGCAGUCCCGAUCGCAGACCGUCUCCGAGCUCCUCUCCGAGAGAUACACCCCCGAACCUCAAACACAGUCCCACAAACGCUCCCGCCUAUCUUCGUCUCCGCAUCUGCCGUCUCCCACGCACCCGCAUAAGAUGUAUCCGAUUUCCGGCUCCGCGCCCAGAAAUGGCGCUCCUGUCGGCCGUGGCGUGUCCGGGUCAACCGGUUCACUUAGAUCCCCGGCGAUGAAUGCAAAUGCCCGUCCGAAUAAUUUCUCGCCUUAUACUGGGGCGAGGAAGCUUGUGGUCAAGAACCUUCGCUCUGGGCCUCGGCUGGAUCAGGAAUCUUACUUCGAUAAGGUGUGGUCACAGUUCGAUGCGGCUUUGACGGCUAUCUUCGAGGGCAGGAAACCGGAAAGUUCUCUGGAAGAACUAUACAAAGGCGGAGAGAAUGUUUGCCGGCAAGAUCGCUCAGCGCUGUUGGCGAAGAAUCUCCGUGGUCGAUGCAAGGACUUUGUGAAUGGCAGCCUGCGUCAGAACCUUGUUUCAAGGGCGAAGGGUAGCACUGAUGUUGAUACAUUACGGGCUGUUGUUGAGGCAUGGUCAUCAUGGAGCACCAAACUUGUUACCGUGCGAUGGAUAUUCUAUUACCUCGACCAGUCAUUCCUUCUGCAUUCAAAAGAACACCCGGGGAUCCGCGAGCUGGGGCUUAUUCAGUUCCGAGAAUACAUAUUCGCUGAUGGCAAUCUGAAACCGAAGAUCUUGAAAGGCGCAUACGACUUGAUCGAUGCCGAUCGGCAGGGCGAUACCAAUGCAGCCUCAAACUCGAAUCUUCUCAGGGAAGUCAUGGAUCUCUUCCACAACCUUGAUGUGUACACAAGUGAUUACGAACCUUUAUUCUUGGCUGAGUCUAAGAAAUUCACUGAGGCCUGGGCCCAACAGCAAGCAGCUGGGACCUUGGAAACAUACGUUGAAAACACCCACCGUUUGAUAGAACGUGAAGUUGAACGCUGCAGAAUGUUCGCUUUCAACAGGACCACGAAGAUGAAACUAUCCGAGCUAUUGGAUGACGCUCUGAUCAGUCAGCAAACUGAUUUGUUGACGAAUGAAGACGACGUGGUUCGUUUAUUACGAGCAAAUAACCAGACUGCCUUGAAGCAACUUUACAGUUUGCUGAAUAGGCGAGACCUUGGCCUCGAGUUGAAGUCUGCCCUCCAAAAUUACAUCGUCCAAGAGGGUGAGCGAAUCGUGUUUGAUCAGGAAAACGAGACCGACAUGGUUGUCCAUCUGCUCCAGUUCAAACAAACCGCCGAUAACAUUGUGGCCAAUUGCUUUGAGUCAAGCGAGGGUCUGCGUAUCACGCUUCGUGAGGCCUUUGCUGCUUUCAUGAACCGUGGAAAGAAAUCAGAAUCCACAGGUGGUACCGACAACCCCAAGUCUGGUGAAAUGAUCGCCAAAUAUGUGGACAGACUCCUCAAGGAAUUGGACCGACAACUGGAUCAAGUGCUCGAUCUGUUCAGAUUUGUACAUGGCAAGACCGUGUUUGAGGCAUUCUACAAGAAUGAUCUAGCUCGACGUCUCCUGAUGAAGCGGAGCGCGAGCAGCGACGCGGAGAAAAGCAUGCUGGCACGUCUGAAAAACGAAUGCGGAUCAAACUUCACCCAUAAUCUUGAAUCUAUGUUCAAUGACAUUGACACGGCCGCCGAGGAAAUGACGGCGUUCAAGAACUCACCUUCAGAAAUGAAGAAAAGACGCCCUUUCGAAUUCGAUGUCAGUGUGUUGUCUGCUGCCUCGUGGCCGUCAUACCCGGAUGUUCCCGUCCGCGUUCCAUCGGAUAUUUUACGCGCGAUCAACAGAUUCGAGGAGUUCUAUCAAAGCAAGCACAAGGGGCGCACUCUCACGUGGAAGCACCAACUGGCUCAUUGCCAGUUGAACGCAAACUUUGCGUCUGACAAGAAGAACCUGGUCGUCAGCUCGUUCCAAGCAAUUGUCCUCCUCCUGUUUAAUGAUAUCGCCGAUGGCGAGAGCCUGGCAUACACCCAAAUCAAAGAAGCGACUAAACUUUCGGAUCCUGAAUUGAUUCGAACCCUCCAGUCCCUCGCAUGCGCCAAGUACCGAAUCCUCAUCAAGACCCCCAAGGGCAAAGAGGUAAACAAGAUGGACACCUUCAAGUACAACGCCGGCUUCACCGACAAGCAAAAGCGGAUCAAGAUCAACCAGAUUCAACUGAAGGAGACGAAAGAGGAAACCAAGAUUACACACGAACGGGUCGCCGCCGAUCGCCACUUCGAGACUCAGGCCGCCAUUGUGCGCAUCAUGAAGAGUCGGAAGACGAUCAGUCACUCGGCGCUUAUCUCGGAGGUGAUCACUGCUACGAAGAGACUGGGCGCUCUGCAGCCUGCGGAUAUCAAGACCAACAUUGAGAAGCUGAUUGAGAAGGAUUACAUGGAUCGCACUGAGAACAACCAGUACAAUUACGUCGCAUAA
This is a messenger RNA of Penicillium brevicompactum, 2550 nucleotides long. Its product is annotated as cullin family protein. NCBI's taxonomy places the organism in Eukaryota, Fungi, Ascomycota, Eurotiomycetes, Eurotiales, Aspergillaceae. Gene Ontology annotation, molecular function: ubiquitin protein ligase binding. The record is from RefSeq and is a predicted model, not a curated record. Gene Ontology annotation, biological process: DNA damage response; ubiquitin-dependent protein catabolic process; protein ubiquitination. The transcript has 6 exons. Gene Ontology annotation, cellular component: Cul4-RING E3 ubiquitin ligase complex. The coding region runs from base 1 to 2550 and encodes 849 amino acids.